This is a messenger RNA of Mangifera indica (mango), 1303 nucleotides long. Its product is annotated as 2-hydroxy-6-oxo-2,4-heptadienoate hydrolase. Bases 119 to 1069 code for a protein of 316 amino acids. Gene Ontology annotation, molecular function: catalytic activity. The record is from RefSeq and is a predicted model, not a curated record. The transcript is spliced from 4 exons. Lineage: Eukaryota; Viridiplantae; Streptophyta; Magnoliopsida; Sapindales; Anacardiaceae.
UCGAACAAAAUCACAAAAAAAACAAAGCCAUCUCAUCACCCACCAAAAACAUGUCUAAUUCUUUUCUGUAACUAACUUUAACCCACCUUAUAGUCCACUCACCGGAAACUACUAAAUUAUGUGUAAGUGCUUCAGCUUCACCGAAGCCAAAAUCUGGUGCUUGAGAUCAACUUUCACCAAAUCCGGCCUCCGAUCCACCUUCACUGACCUCAGAGACGGCACCAUCAUGCACUGUUGGGUCCCCAAUACCCGGAAUGACUCAAAAUCGGAUCUUCUCUUGAUCCAUGGCCUCGGUGCCAACGCAUUAUGGCAGUGGGCUGACGUUGUCCCUCAAUUGGUUCACUACUUCAAUGUUUAUGUCCCAGACUUGGUGUUUUUCGGUGAGUCUUUCACCACUCGGCCUGAACGUACAGACUCGUUCCAAGCUGAGUGUAUGAUGAAAGUGAUGGAGGUGAAUUCGGUUAAGAAAUUGAGUCUGGUGGGGAUGAGUUAUGGUGGAUUUGUUGGGUACAGUAUGGCCGUGAAGUUUAAGGAGAAUAUAGAAAGGGUGUUGAUAUGUUGCUCAGGGGUGUGUUUAGAAGAGAAAGACUUCAGAGGGGGGAUGUUUAAGAUCUCGGAUUUGGAGGAGGCUUCAAGUAUUUUAGUCCCACAAUCGCCUGAAAAGCUUAAACAGUUGAUGGGAUUUAGUCUUUAUAAGCCGCCACCGACUUGGUUGAUUCCAUCUUGCCUGCUUGACGAUUUCAUUGAUGCAAUGUGUAGAGAGUUUGCAGAAGAGAAGAGGGACUUGAUCCGAGCCAUACCCAAAGACCGAAAAAUCUCCAACAUUUCCAAGAUUACUCAGCCCACUUUGAUUCUCUGGGGAGAAUGUGAUCAAAUAUUUCCAGUAGAACUGGGGUACAGACUGAAAAGGCAUUUGGGUGAUAAUGCUGAGCUAGUGGUAAUCCCGAAUGCUGGGCAUGCUUUCAAUGUUGAGAAGCCGAAGGAGUACUACAAGCAUCUAAUAUCUUUCUUACUAGACUCGCAUCCGACUUCAACAUGCCUUCCUUCCCACCAACAAUACCAUAAAUGAUCGCUGAGAGAAUGUGUAUUUUGAUCUCUAACUUAAUCUAAGCGGCAAGGGAGAUAAAAACCAGAAAUUAGUCAAUGAGGGGCUGCAAUUUUUUGAAGCCAAACAAAUGGUUUUCUUCUGUUUAAUUAGGCACAUCCCACUUCAUGAAGUGAGGAUGACCAAGCCAUUAAUUGUCACUGAUUCUAUCCGAUCAAAAGAAAUGGAUACAAGCUUUUUAUUAGUGUGGGUAUGCAA